UCCGGAAUGUUUUGUUGUUCAAAUUAAAAAAAAAAUAGAUUAUGAAGUUAAUGUUAUUCCAUUGUAAACGCAUAAGCAUACACUUAUACGAAGGAAAACAACUUUUCUAAGAAUACAGGUUGAGUCCCAGCCUAAACGUUCUUUAAAAAUAUUACCACUUAUCUAUUCAGUCAUAGUCAAUGAAUAAUAUAGAUAUUGUCAUGCCAUGAUCGAGUGUGUCAUGCGGAUAAUAUUUCUGGAAGUUGAUAGGAAAUACUAUUGAUACGAGUAUUUCUGCCUAUAUGAUUUUUGGUUUCUUUCAGUUUUCUUGUUGUCCAACCGAACUCUUGGUCUAUGCCUUCUUUAUUGUCAAUGACAGUCGAUAAUAUGAUAUGACACGUUUCGUUUUACUGGCAAAAAAAGCAUCGCAAUCCUUGCAUGGGAUGCGACAGUAUACUACUGGUUUUAUUUUAUGAUCUUUUAAUGCCCGAAGAUGUAUAUUACUUGUCUCUGGUAUAUAUGACUAUAGCUACUGGUUAAUUUUCUGCAUCCUUUCGUCACCGUUCUUAAUAGUACUGUCUGACUAAAUUGAGUGUUCUGUCGGGUAAUGAGGACAGUACACUUUUUUCGAAGGACAAUUGAUGAUUAAAUAAGUAGUUUAGAUAUUGAUCAGUAUGAGCUGGUUUACGGUAGACGGAUACUGGAAGUUACAAUCGUCAGUAGAGUGUCUAAGGAAGGAAACGUACCGUUCUUCUCAUAUUCAAUUAUAAAUUAAAUUUUAGGGUGUAAAUUAUUAAUAUGUUCAUGAAAUGCGUCUAUAUGUGCCUCUUUAUUAUUAGGAAGUCGCCAUCCACAAUUCUUUUUCAAACCAUGGGAGCGUGAUCAGUUGAUAGAGUUGUAGUCUAAUAAGCCUGCAUAUGUAUUUCAGCUAUGACAGAAGUUGGGCCACUCAUAGCCACACCUGUGAGUUUGCGUAAAACAAUUACCGUCAAAUAAACACCAUGUUUUUGUAUAAGCACAACUUCGAUUAAGAACAGUAGUCUGUCUAAGGAGAUACGUGUUUUGUUCUCAUCAUCAUUAGCAAUAAUUCUACAGUGUGUACAGUGACGUAACAUCAAAUGAUACCAUACACUUGUUGUCCUGGAUCCGUACGUUAAAGUCCGAAAGCUCUUUCGAGUAUUUACAGGGAUCACUCUUUGUAAAAUUGCUAAGAAUGGAAGCUAGAUAUUUCGAUAAAUUAUACAAAGGAGAUCCUGUACACGAAACGAUUGGGCGUAUUGGAGUUGCCCAUAAAAUAUAGAAUCGAGCAGCGGAGUGUCUGAAGGUCUAGGCUGAUAAUACAAUCUAUCAUCGAUGUUACCAUCUUUAUUUAAACGUAUCAAGAGGUUCCUACGUUUGCUAGUUUAUGUUGGAUCUCGUUGUAGGCGCGCAUUUGGACCGUUGUUAAUGUGAUCAUAGCAUUUAUUUAGAUAAUCUUCGUUCGGCCCUUAUCCCCUGGCAAGAUCGUAAUAUUAUUAUCUUUUCUUAAUUUAGAUAGUGUAAUGCGCAAUCGAAUAUUUAGAAAAAAGUGCAAAAAUAGUUUAAGACAAACGUAACAGAGAGAGAAAUUUUAGCAAAAAAGGAAAUAUUUUAAUCAAUCUAUUGCUUACAUUUAGAUCUGUAAUAAAGUUAAUUAUUUUAAUUAAUGUGACCUGAUUGGUUGAUUUUGUUCUCUAAUUAUCUCUUCAAAUAAUAAAUAUCCAAAGAUCUUCACGAUUAUUGCCCGUCGAUAUCUGUCGGCUGUAUCUGUCGAAACGUAGCCUAGAAUAAACUCGCUUGUUCUUGAUAUAUCUGGAUUAAGUUCAUAUAAAAAAAGCGUGUAAGCUACGAAUGAACAUUGAUGACAAACAACCGCCCUGGGCAAUGAUGAUGUCAACGAAUCCACCGCUGUACUAGCUUUAAAAGUUAAGUUAAUAAAUCGCGGCUACUGUAAUUUAAAGCAAAGUGUGUAUUAAUUUAUUGUUUCCUUUUUAUUGCUAAUCUUGUCCUCAAGACUUUAGGUUGUUAUUAUUCGGACCUAUCAAGUCCUGGAGACAAGGUUGAUUUUUUGAAAACAUGUGCUGUCAAGUAACUAUUGCUAAAUUACUAAAAUUUCAGAGAAUUAUUUAGCAAAAAAAACGCGAAAAGAAAAGCAAUCUCACUACCAGGGCUUUUUAAUCUCAAAAAGUCGUCCAGGAGGUCUUUCUUUAUUCAUAUUAAUUUACAUGAAGUUUUGUCAAUCUCAUCCCCAGUUUUUUUUCUCUUUUUCACAAUGCCGGGCGGAGAGAGAUGGUCAGAAAGGAAGAAAAGAUUCCUGGGGUUGAAAAUUUCCCUUCGCCUUAAGCGUUUAAUUAGUGCGUAGCUAUAUGAAAAGUUAAGUAUAUACCAAGAAUGUGGUAGACAUAAAAUGUUUGUUCAUAUACACAUUUUAUAAGAACAAUAUGGUAAUAAUAUGAACAUUGCUAAAAAGUUAAAAUAAAAUAAGAGCAGGCUGAAAUUCUACUGACUUUCUUCUUUGGCCUAAAAAACAUUACUUCCGUGAAAGAAUUAUCUUUAAAUGUAGAAUAUUUCAAAGACUUAUUUGCGAAACUUGUAUAUACGUUAAUUUUGGCCGCAAUACUUUGGAAUGUACUGAAGAACGAAUAAAAAAUGUUUAAAAGUUGAGAGCAAAAUAAGAACAGACAUGUGAGAAAAAUUAGAAUACCUAGAGCUAAAUUUACCGGUUUUUGUAUAUAAAAAAGUAGAAAAAUAUAAAAUAAUUUGCAGAACAAUAUGAAAAACUGAUUUUAAUUCUGUAUGAUUUUUUGACAUUUCUCUCUAAAAAAUAUUUGCCAUUUCGGUCUAAUAGCUUUCGUUUUCCGUAAAAACUGAAGAAUACUGAUUUACAAAAGUUAUUCAUGCGUUAUUAAUAUUUGCGCAUGCUUAGUAAAAAGUGCUAUAAUGUGUUUUCAAUCUUUGUUUACAUCUGUGGGUGGGUAAAAAAAGAAAAUUGAAGAAAAUAUAAUGAGAAGCAGACAGUUACUUAUAUGACUCGCUUAUCAGAAAACAAAAUCUUAUGACUGGUAACAAUGUUGACUUUGACGACUUCUUUGAGUGACAGCUUUAAUGAAUACAACCAAAUUGUAGCUAAUCGAGACAAAAAAGAAUCAAGUUUAUCUGGUGCUUGUUUGAAAGAACAAAAACAAAGAUUUUCUUUUAAAAGAGUUUUGAGAAAGAUUACGGUAGAGCCAGUUACUUUCUGCUACGCAUGCGCGUUAAUUUUACAUGCGCCAUUAAUACAACAAUAUGUCUAUCACAGAGUCAGCCAAGAUCAUGGGUUGCCAAGCUGCAUUAACAAUGAUGUCAGCUCUUGUGAGCUAUCCACUGAAGCAGAAGACUCCAAGUUAUUCCAAGUUCGAAAAGACGUCCAAUCUAUGACGUCAUAUAUCUACCUCGGUAUUAUUUUAUCGGCGUCGUUACCGUCGUUGGUAAUGGCGUUGUUGCUGGGUUCUUGGUCAGAUAAAGUCGGAAGAAAAAUUGUUAUCAUUCUUCCCGUGAUAGGAGGCUUGCUUGAAUCCACUUGUAUAAUAGUCACAAUAUUUACGCGGGCACCAUUAUAUGUGCUAUGUGUAGGCAGCUUUAUGAACGGCUUAUGUGGUUUUUUUACGACAAUGAUAUUAGCAGUAUUCUCUUAUAUCGCCGACAUUACAGAAGAAAAGGAGCGCGCUUUGCGACUUGGUAUAUUAGAAGCAGUCGCAUUCACAAGCGGCAUGAUCAGUCACAUGACAAGCGGGUGGUGGAUCCGCCAUCUUGGAUUUAAAGCGCCAUAUAUUUUUAUAUUUUGUCUACACGCCACUUCGUUUUUGUAUACGUUAUUUUUCCUAAAAGACACCACAACAAGAAGAGAAGAACUACGUUUUAAAGAUUUAUUUGACUGGAAACACUUUUCAAAGGUCUUUGGUUUGUUUCAGAACGCUGUCCCCACUCACAAGAUGCAAUUAUAUGGAUUAGUGCUGACGUCAGCGUUUAUGAUGAUAUCAAACAUAGGAUUUGGAAGUGUAAUCGUAUUAUACGCUCUGGAUACGCCAUUUUGUUUUUCUCCAAUUAUGAUUGGGUACUUCUUAGCUGACUGUAUGUUUAUGCAAGCAUUGGGCGCCAUAUUUGCCUUAAUUUUAUUGCAACGAUUUUUAUCAGAGAUUCUGUUAACAGAGUUAGGUAUUAUCUCAACUGUUUCGUCACUUGUCACCAUUGCUUUAAUAACACAAAGAUGGCAGAUGUUUCUGGUUCCAAUCGUUGGUUGCUUUGGCGGCGUUUGUAUGCCAGUCAUCAGAGCAAGGAUGUCCAAGCUAGUUCAGGCUGACCAACAAGGCUCAUUAUUCGCAGCUGUUGCAACGUUGGAAACACUAUGCACGUUAUUUGGCGCCGCCAUCUUUAACUCGUUGUAUCCAUAUUCAGUGAAGCAAUUAGAUUUCAAAGGACUUUGUUUUUUAAUAAUGGCAGCACUGUUGCUUAUCCCAGCUGUUAUCAUCGCGAUGCUGGGUAUUUGUUCAGUGAAGACGAUUGACAAAGAUGAAAUCGACGAAAAGUUACACACUAAGGAAUAACUUCCGACUAUAUCAAACACACUUAUAUAUUUAUACAUUUAUAUUUAUUCAAGUCACUUGUAUAUUUAUUUUUGUACUUUGUAUUACAUUUUUCUUAUUUUCAUUCAUCAAAUAACUCAAUUUUUAACGCUUUAUUAAAAAGUUGCCGUUAAACCGCGACUAAAUCCCCGAGAAUUUACCAUCGCAACAAACUCAAUAAAAAUAUGAGGCGCGUGGCCUUGUGGUUAUGUAGUGCGUUUCGUAAUCACAAGGUCCGUGGUUCGGUCCACAGCGCGGGCAUGUUUAGCAAGUGUCUUUACUACAGCUACGUGUCAACCCAUGUCAUGUGAGGGAAAUUGGGUAGGUAAUGCUGGUGUAUACUUAAUGUAUACUCGGACCCACAUUAAUAACAGUGUUUCAAACACUGCAGUGGCCAUAUCCUGUAUAAAUAUACGGAAUAAUAAUACAUCACACUUGCUGUUUCAUGGGCCCGUAGCGCAAUUGUGAGAUCAUGCAUACAACGGGUAGUAAUAAAGAGGAGGUGACUUAGACGGAAUGUCUGGAGAAUUAUUUCUUACAGUUUCACUAAUCAAUGGAAUAUUAAGGGGAUAUACUGUGUUUAUACCGGAAACUGUGUGAAAUCUUAAACAAAGAUCGUUGUAUCAUCGCCAUACUAAAUCAAAUUAAAUAACAAUUUUGCCACAACAUGUCACUGAACAUCCGUGACUGUCUGUUCGAAGUUUAAAGUUGUAUAACUCUGUGAUAUGAUUGUCUUUAAACAAAAAUAUGAAUUAAGAAGCUGUGCAUAAAUACCAUCAGUCACUAAAAAUUUUAAAACACAUGUUUGUCAAGCAUCGUUUUUUAUUCUUGUACACAGGUUCAAAUGCUGUUCCGAUUUCAAAAACAAGAUACCCCUGGAAUUAGAAUUAUCACCUUAUAAAUGUUCCAAACUGACAUAGGAAUAGGGGAAUACCCCCAUCAAAAUUGCUAAUGUGGAUGAAACCAAUUUAUACAGUUAAAACAUGUUGAAGGUAUGAUACUGACUGAUUCAAUAAGCUUGAGUUUUAAACAAAAAUCGUAAUCUGUUGUUACGAUAAGUACAAAAUAUUGACAAAAAUGCCUUAAAGUCGCUUCCCAGUAACAUAAAAUGAUGUUAAACAACUAUUAACACAACAGUUACGCAAAUGACAACAUUGCUAUUUUAUUAGAACAAGAAUUUGGUAGACAACUGU
Messenger RNA from Hydractinia symbiolongicarpus, 5791 nucleotides. RefSeq names its product proton-coupled folate transporter-like. Gene Ontology annotation, cellular component: membrane. The transcript is spliced from 5 exons. Gene Ontology annotation, biological process: transmembrane transport. The record is from RefSeq and is a predicted model, not a curated record. Lineage: Eukaryota; Metazoa; Cnidaria; Hydrozoa; Anthoathecata; Hydractiniidae. Bases 3066 to 4580 code for a protein of 504 amino acids. Gene Ontology annotation, molecular function: transmembrane transporter activity.